This is a messenger RNA of Mytilinidion resinicola, 405 nucleotides long. RefSeq lists its product as uncharacterized. The coding region runs from base 1 to 405 and encodes 134 amino acids. The transcript has 2 exons. Lineage: Eukaryota; Fungi; Ascomycota; Dothideomycetes; Mytilinidiales; Mytilinidiaceae. The record is from RefSeq and is a predicted model, not a curated record.
AUGCUCAAGACCCAUCCCCUCCCCUCCCCCUACCCCAAUCCCCACCUCGCCUCCCGCAACCCCUUCCGGAACCCCAAAAAAACGCCCUCCUCGGACUCCACCACCAGCAGCACCCCUGCGGCCAUCCGCCAUGACUCCCCGCUCACCGUCGACGACGGCAAAUCGCCAACAUGCGACCGUAACCACACGUUCGACUCGUUCGUGCCGCCGCAUAAGCUCGAUGGCGACAAGGAGCCGAAGCGGGUCGGCGCGACGUGGGACGUUGUGCGGGCGAUUGUGAAGCUGAAGCGGCCGCUUAGGAGGUUGAGGGAGAAGCGGAGGAGGGAGAGGGGAGGGGGGAUGAUGAGGCUUGAGUCGAGUGCGGAGUUGAUGGCGGCAGAGGAGGGAGAGGAGGGGAAGGAGUAG